AUGGCAGCACUUGUAGUAAUCGAAGCAGUUCGAGAUGCCGAACGCCCACGGAUAGAACGUAUUUUUCGUGAACGAACGGAGGUUUUAGACUCCAGUAACGAUUUUGAAUUAAUUUCCAAAUACUGGUUUCCAAGGAACAGUAUUAUCGAGCUCAUCGAACUGAUAAAGAAUGAUGUUGCAAGACCAACAUCGAGAUGUUGUGCGCUGCCAGUGCAUAUUCAGAAUGUUGGGGUUUUUUUUCAUUUUCUUCUUCUUCAUGUCUUUCAGGUGUUGGCAACACUUCGUUUUUUAGCAAAGGGGAAUUUUCAGUCUGAAACUGGCGACAUUCAUGGAAUUUCACAGAGUUCUGUUAAUGUUUGCUUGACAUUGUGCAGAAGACUAGACAAUAUUAACUUCCCUGAAGGUGCAGCAGACCUAAGAAGUAUUAAAGGAGCAUUUUAUAACAUAUGUGGAUUUCCGAACGUUGUGGGAGCAUUAGAUGGUACGCUGAUCUCUAUCCAGGGAAUGGCAGGUGAUGAUGAAAAAAUCUACGUGUGCCGGAAGGGUUACCACUCACUUAAUAUACAAGGUGUUGAGGAUGCUAACAUGAGAUUUCUUAACAUCAAUUGCAAAUUCCCUGGAUCUACCCACGAUGCCUUCAUACUGGCUAGCUCAGGUGUUUCGAAUAUCAUGGAGAACCUACCUGAGGGAGGAUGGCUUGUCGGUGACUCUGGCUACCCUCUGAAGACAUGGUUGAUGACACGACUCACCAACCCACAAACCCAGCAAGAGACGCGUUACAAUAACGCACAUUGCAAGACAAGGACUGCUUUUGAGAGAUCGUUUGGUGUACUGAAGUCAAGAUUCAGGUGUAUCCAUAAAACUGGAGGUGCCUUGGCCUAUUCACCACUUAAAUGUGCAAAAAUUAUCGAGACUGCCUUCAGACUGCACAGCAAAGCUAUUGAGGACAGGAUCCCUGUUUUGCAUGGAGGAGAGGUAGUAAACCGAUGCCACAAUGACAUUUUAAGAGAGCAUGCUCAGGGAAAUGCUCAAAAUAUUAGAGCAAGACUGAUAUAUAGAUUUUAAUAUGAAAUAUGUUAAUGCUGUCACUGGGCUAGCAGAAUUUGUUUCCUAAUUAUUUAUUGAACUUUAGAAAAAUGCAGGACAAUUAUUUUGCAGCAAAGUAUCAAUAAUUACAUGAAAUUAUUGAAAUAAAAUUUUCCAAAUAAUUCUAAAAAAACAAAUUGUUGAUUUAAUCAAGUGGUGGAGCUAGUCCUGUGUUGGUCUAUGACUGCUGAUUAUCACUGUAUAAGUGUGGCCAAAGUCGAGGUAGAAUAACUAUUUAUUUGUAACAGUUUCAUUAUAGUAUUGUGACUUAUGCAAUAUAAUUGGAAACGUCACUCGAUGAUGUAUCAGUUAUAUUUCACAAAACAACUUAAAAGUUACAGUGUCUGGUUACCAUAUAAUAAUAUCAUGCACAAAUAUGAAAUAUAAGUUCAACUACACUUUUAGAAAAUAUAUUUUCUGGGGGAA
Messenger RNA from Gigantopelta aegis, 1512 nucleotides. Its product is annotated as putative nuclease HARBI1. Lineage: Eukaryota; Metazoa; Mollusca; Gastropoda; Neomphalida; Peltospiridae. The transcript has 4 exons. Bases 1 to 1065 code for a protein of 354 amino acids. The record is from RefSeq and is a predicted model, not a curated record.